AUGGCCAGGAAAUGGCUUGCAUUGAUGGAAAAUGUGGCUUUUGCCAUGGCUCGUAGAGCUCUGCUUCGAGCUCUUCCUCUUCUUAUGGUGACCGCCAUGGUCCCGAUCUUGCGUUAUUUGCAUGAGGUCGAACCCAUCGAUCUAUUUGUCUAUUUUAAAGAUUGUGGCCGCGAGACACGCUAUUUUCAUGAAAAACCCAAAUGGGUUUUCCCCCGAUUGCCAGUUGUCCCUGUUCUUCAAUUAAACAGGCUCUCGUCCUCUGUCAAAGAGAACCCAUGCGAGGAAAACACUUAUGUCCUGUACCAAGCUUUCCAGGAGCUCAUCAAUGAGAAAUUACUAAGCCAUAGAGCUAGGUCUCUCUGUGUUGGCGAGAAGUCCACCCCUGCUAUUUCUGCUCUUCAUAAACUGGGGUUUUCCAAUGCAAUUGGUAUUGAUAAGUACCCCCUUUUCUCUAUAGUGAGGAGAGGAGGCAUUUACAAGCUCCCAUUUAAGAAGAAUUCCUUCGAUUUCGUGUUUUCCGGGGCUCUGGAUAAGACCCUUGUCCCUGCCCUUUUGGUUCUUGAGAUGGAACGGGUUUUGAGGCCGGGCUCCAAUGGAGCAAUACUGGUCAGUGUCACAACUGCUACACCGACCAGUCUAAUUAAGACUGCUACACCAGUAAGCUCGUUUUUGAGGAAUUCUGAUAUCAUCAACAUUCGUCCAAUCGAUUCAUUCCUAUUGGUGAUAUUCACGAAGAAAGUUUUUAAUGGGUUGUCAUCAUUUGGGUUUAGGCUUCCCAAUGAGUGCCACUCUGUUGAAAACAACAAGCCAUUCAUGAAACUUUUGGAACCUCUUGUAGAGAACAAAAUGGUAGUGAAAACCCGGGAAAACAUUUCAUAUUUGGCAAAUUUGAUGGAUGUCACUGAUCGAGCUCGGUUCCUAUUCAUUAAUCUCGAUUCUGGGGAUUUCAAUUCUAGCCUUGCACAAUGGAAUCAAUCCCUUUAUCCUCUUGUUGCUGGGAAGUUUGAAACUUAUACAGUGGAUCAUUGUGGGUCCGUGGUUUCUUCUUUAGCAGAGAGCCCCACUAUACACCAUGAUUUAUCUGAAAAAGAGUCUUCUUCUAAACUUGUUCCACCAGAUGCGUUUGCUUCGUCUGCGAAGAAUGUAGCUCAAGGAAAUGCUUUUGUCCAUUGGUUCGAAAAAAAUAUUGUACCCAGAGAUUUUGUAGUUCUGAAAAUUAAUGUCAGGGUGAUGGGGAUGGAAUUUCUGCACAAAUUGUUCGAGUGUGGACUGAUAUGCCUGGUUGACGAGAUCUUUCUUCACUGCUCAAAUGGCACAAAUGAACAAAUUGCAGCUGCUGGAGAUUGCUGCUCCAAUGGUGCAAAUGAACAAAUUGCAGGUGCUGGAGAUUGUAUACAACUCUACAAGGACCUAAGGAACAAUGGUGUAUUUGUUCAUCAGUGGUAA
This is a messenger RNA of Amborella trichopoda, 1446 nucleotides long. RefSeq lists its product as uncharacterized. The record is from RefSeq and is a predicted model, not a curated record. NCBI's taxonomy places the organism in Eukaryota, Viridiplantae, Streptophyta, Magnoliopsida, Amborellales, Amborellaceae. Gene Ontology annotation, molecular function: S-adenosylmethionine-dependent methyltransferase activity.